AUUCUGAAUAUUAUAUUGAAUGCUUAACUUAUUUUUUGGUUAAUUUUCGAACUAUAUUUACACCAAAACUUUUAAAAAUAUUACCAAAGAUCAGAUAUCGUGUGGAUAAAUUUAUAAAAGUCAAAAAUUUUUUACAUGAAAAAUUAUCAGAAAGUGUUAGAGAUAGAAGAAAAGAAAUUGAAAAAAUUAGUAAUAGUAAAAGCUUUGAUUCGAAACUAUUAAAUGACGAUCUAUUGACAUCUUUUCUUAUUGCCAAUACUCCAUACGAAUCUCGUCCUCAAAAAAGAGUUGAUUCUUCUUUAGUAAGACCAAUGAAUGAUGAAGAAAUAAGUUCUAUAUUAUUUGACACACUUACUGGAAGCUCGGAUUCU
Messenger RNA from Dentiscutata heterogama, 371 nucleotides. NCBI's taxonomy places the organism in Eukaryota, Fungi, Glomeromycota, Glomeromycetes, Diversisporales, Gigasporaceae. The record is from the annotation of a GenBank genome assembly.